AUGUCUGUUAACUCUACGACAGGCUAGUUUGAUCUAAAAGCGCGGUUGAGCCAUAUGGAAAAUUCUUGCGGCAUUUUAAAGGAAUCACAGUUCCUUUUGUGUCACUGAUAUGUCAAAGAGCCUUUAUGUUGGUUAUAUGGCAGACGUCCACUAGAGAACUAAGUUGCCGGGCUGAAUGGUCGUUGUAACGUCAGUGAAAAAGCAGAAGCGCGACGGAUGUGGGUAGCAUCUCGACACAAAUAGAGCUGGCGCACCAAGGGUGCAGCUAAAUCUGAAAGGCCCAUUGAGCCUAAAACUAUGAACCCCGAGGAGCAGACGGUUACGUGGCUAAUAACAUUAGGCGUGCUUAAUUCACCCAAAAAGAAUAUCGCUGAUCCGGAGGAAUUUCUGAAAACAUCUCUCAGAGAUGGGGUCGUCCUGUGUAAGCUUGUGGAGCGAGUGCUACCUGGAGCCAUCUUAAAGUAUUCAGCUGAACCCAGAUGCGAAGCGGACUGCAUUGCAAACAUUCGAGAGUUUCUAAAAGGAUGCCAGUCUCUAAAGGUUGAGGUCUUUGAUCCAGAAAGCUUAUAUACUGGGGAGAACUUCAACAAGGUUCUGUCGACACUCUCAGCAAUAAACAUCGCCACUCAAGAUACCCCUAAUAGAUCAUGUCCACAGCCCAGUGCCUCUGCUCCUAGCCUGUCGGCCCCUUCACAAGCUGUUCCCAACUUAAAGUCCAGCAGGUCUUUACGGAGACAGUCAAAAGCUGUGGAAAUGUCGGAGAAUGGAGGUGGAGGGCAGCUGGUGGUCAAGGCACGCUUUAAUUUCAAGCAGAACAAUGAGGACGAGCUGUCUUUCAGCAAGGGCGAGCUGAUCCAUGUCACACGCCAGGAGGAAGGUGGAUGGUGGGAGGGAGCCCUUAACGGCAAAACCGGCUGGUUCCCUAGCAAUUACGUCCGAGAGGUCAAGCCAUGUGAGAAACCGAUUUCUCCGAAAGCGGUAAAAGGACUUGACGUUCCUCAGUUGACUAAAAAUUAUUACAAUGUGGUGGUGCAAGACAUCUUGGAGCAUGAGAGAGAGUUUGUCAAGGAACUGCAAAUGGUACUGGGCUGUUACCUGCGCCCUCUACAGGCCAGCAACAACUCUCUCUGCAGGCUGUCUAGUGCGGACUGCUCCAGUCUGAAUGGGAAUUUAGAGAACAUCCUUUCUUUCCAACAGGGACUGUGUCUUGCCUUAGAGGAGUGCUCCAAGAUGCCAGAGGGCCAGCAGCGGAUUGGUGGCUGUUACCUGAACCUGAUGUGUCAGAUCAGAACACUGUACUUGUCCUACUGCUCCAGCCAUCCUUCUGCAGUCUGUGUGCUGACUGAUCACAGUGAGGAGCUGGAUAAGUUUAUGGAGAGUCAGGGUGCCAGUGCUCCCGGUAUCCUGACCCUCACCACCAGCCUGAGCAGACCCUUCAUGAGGCUCGACAAAUACCCCACCCUCCUGCAGGAGCUUGAGCGACAUGUGGAGGAAGCGCAUCCAGAUUACAGUGACAUUCUCAAAGUGACUGUUGCUUUUAAAAAUCUUGUGACUCAGUGUCAAGAUCUGCGAAAAAGAAAGAACUUGGAGUUGCAGAUCUUGUCGGAGCCAGUGCGGGGCUGGGAGGGCGACAGCAUGAAGUCGCUGGGUCAGGUGGUCUACAUGUCACAGGUCCACAUCCAGAGCAGCUCAAAUGAGGAAAAGGAAGAGCGAUACUUCAUGCUGUUUCCCAAUGUGGUAGUCAUGCUGUCUGCCAGCCCAAGAAUGAGUGGUUUCAUUUACCAGGGACGUCUUCCACUGACUGGAACUACUGUAACCAAACAGCCAGAGGAUGCAGAGACAGGCCAUUAUGCUUUUGAGAUCACAGGAGGGACAAUAGAUCGCACCAUGGUGUUCUGCAGUAGUGCACAGGAGCAGCUGGAGUGGUUAGAACAUCUUCAUGCUUACACCAAGGAAGGAAGUCCAGUCGGAACAACAUUGAAGAGUGUUGAGGCUAAGCUUACAACCAUGGCUGGCACGUCGUCCCACCACUUGCACAGUUUCGGUACUGCUGUGGCUAACCGAGGCCCUCUCGAAACCCCCAAGAUCACCAAGCCAUGGUCCUUAAGCUGUCUGAGACCAGCGCCGCCUCUCAAGCCCUCCGCUGCGCUAGGUUAUAAAGAGAGGAUGUCUUAUAUCCUGAAGGACUCUAGUAAAAGCCCCAGACCCAGACCCAAGUUCCUUCCAAAAAGAAAAACGGAGAGAAAACAUUCAGAUGAUGAGUUCCUGCUCAGAAAAAGCACAGCAGCUCUGGAGGAGGAUGCACAGAUACUCAAAGUGAUUGAGGCCUACUGCACCGGAGCCAGUCUCCACCAAUCCACCACAGCUGUUCGUAAGGAGUGCAUCCCCCAGGUCCUGCUUCCAGAAGAAGAGAAGAUUAUUGUUGAGGAGAUCAAGAGCAAUGGCCAGACGAUCAUUGAGGAAAAAAGUCUUGUUGAUGCUGUUUAUGCUCUAAAAGAUGAAGUCCAUGAAUUAAGAAAGGAGAAUAAACGGAUGAAGCAAUGUCUGGACGAGGAACAGAAGUCCCGUAAGGAGCUAGAGCGUAUAGUCAGAAAGUUGGCCAAGCAAAAGAAUGACUGUUCCUGGGAUGAAGGAGGUCACUAAAGAACACUCGCCUGUUUCCCUUUGCCAGCUGCAUGUAUGUGUUUCCGUGUCUGUGUGUCCUCACAAAUGUGUUUUUAUGUGUUUUUUUCCAUCACAUUACACACUGAACGUUGCUUUUGGAAAGUCACCAUGCUGGGGAUUUUCAGCCAUUUCUCGUCAAAUGUUUUUUAAGGACAAGAUGCGAUAAGAAGAUCAACUCUGUGAUUAGUGACUGUGUUUAUCUUGCCAUACUGAAGAAUAUCACUGUGCGGUUUGCUUCACGCUCCUGUGAUGUGACAUUCUGAGAGCAAACCGGCAACUGUUCUAGAAGACCAAGUGAACUGUAUUUUGUGAUUUGGAAAACUUCAGAUGAUUGUCAGAGUCCUGUCCAUUUUUUGUUCCGGUUCACUCCACUCCAACAAGAAUCAUCACAGAAAAGAUGGUGGAAUCUCUUGUUUUUGAACUGAACAAAUAUCUGCCUCACUUUAUGACUGUUACUGGUCAUGGACAAAAGAAAUCCAAUGACAUUCAGCCCAUGAACAGCAUUCCGACUCAAGCCGCCAUUGCACAAGUGAAAAUAUUCUGUUUAUGGCGUAAGAGGAGAUACUUGUGGUUGAACAUUGCAGGAUUCCACUGUUUCAACAAGUAUUGCUCUUUUGAGACCCAUUUCUGCUUUUAUAAUGUGAAAAUGGUUGCUUUUAGGUCACAAAUGAACAAGAUUGAGAUUUGUGGUUUGCACCUGAUUGACAUGAGAUGCCCUACUUGCCAUCUUGAAAUGAGUUUGGUUUUUUAUUUUAGUUUGAAGGCUUUGAAUUAAAUGCCUGUAAUGCGUCAUUGGGCUGUAUAUGUGUUACCCGGACAGUCACUCGCAUCAGUAUGGGUACACCGUAUUUCUAAAAGAGCCAUUAUAAUACUACAUAAUCACGCUUCUGAUAAUCAUCACUAGUUUAAAGCUAUCAGGGAUAUAGUUGUCAGAAAUAGUUCGGUUUAUAAUACUAUACUAAUACGAUACAUCAUAUAAUGUAUGUAUAUCAUAUAUACAGUAUAAAUAUGUAUAAAUCAGAUAUUAUGGCGAAAGGAAAAAAUUUUAAUGAUAACAAAAAUACAGUAGGAAACUUCAUCCUCCUUUUUCAAAGGCUUGAAACUAUUUCAUAUGUAUCUUAAACCAAAAACAAUCCAGAAUGUUUGCAGAUUUGGUACUAGGAGCCCUUUUAGGACUCAAAAAAUCAAGUGUACGUAGAAACAUACGGUACUUUAGGCACUGAUGUUUGUUCCUCCCUUACCAUAUAUUGGAGGCUCAUAUUAGAGUGACAAACAAAUGUGGUUAGAACCCAAUUUUAUAGAUUUUUUUUUUCAGCAAACUGCUCCCCAUCAGCAAUGUUUAAUUUUUGUCCGGAAUGAAAUGGAGGCUGUGAUGGAUUGUAGUACAGUGCAUUUAGUGGAUUGUACUGUAGUUUAAUAACAUACAGAUUGUUCAGCUGACAAAACAUCUUUCCGAAGAAACUUGCGUUUUGAAAGUUCUGAGUUUUAGUAAAUUAUGUGAUCUAGGAGCUUUAUAUAGUGGAUGCCAUGGUAAAGACAGUACGUCUAUCUCUCACAGACUUGUUUUCAUCCACGUUGAAUUUAAUAUGGCAUCUAAUCUGAUUUACAGCGGAGGUGCAUUUUUUUACUCAUUUGUAUUCUGCCAUAGUUGUGCGUGGUAUGCGUGGUACUUUUUUUUUUUUUUCUUGAACUCUUGCUAUUUUAACUGUAACUAGUUACAAUUACACAAAUUACACUGUGGAGUGCUAAACCUUUCAACUAAUCAUUAGCGAUCAUAACCGUGACUAAUCUUUUCAUUCGCUGUGGAUCGGAGAUCUUAAGCAGUGAAGAAAUGCAUGGAAAGAGCUGUAAAGAUGAGCAAAACUUGGGUGGGGAGUUUUAUUUUUAAUGUUUUUAAACCCACCAGCGGUCACCUCCGGAGCAUUGCUGUGGCAAUUCAAUGCAAUAUGCGACUGGUUUGUUGUUACAAUUGCUGUGCAAGAGCCAGUUUUUCUCUUGGAAGGAGUAUACUGUAUAAUAUAUUCUUCCGAUUAGGCAAUAAGAUGUGCUCUGGGGCGCACAAAUGUAAUGCUGUUACUGUGGUACUGUGUGUAAAUCUGUUUCAUGUUUGUGUGCGUGUUUGUUUUUCCAGCAAUUAACCUUGCAUGCCAUGUGGUACACAUAGCCUUAAAUAUUAUUUUAAAGUGUUAACCCUGAUUGUAUUGUUUUUGUUGUUGUUAUUAUGAAAACUCCUGAAGUUUUAAACCAUCGGUCUAAAACUUUGACAUCUGCAGUGGUAAAUGUGAUCUUUCUGAUGGUCUGUUUGUGUGUGUGUAAUGUGGAAGAGAUUGAAUUGUUCAUUAGGUUAUGCUAGUAUGUAUACCUGAUAUUUGCUCUAGGUGGCUACUGAUCUCACUGAAAUGAAAUUCACUUUGUCAUGUCAUGAAUGUGUCCGG
Messenger RNA from Sinocyclocheilus anshuiensis, 5099 nucleotides. Its product is annotated as rho guanine nucleotide exchange factor 6-like. The record is from RefSeq and is a predicted model, not a curated record. Lineage: Eukaryota; Metazoa; Chordata; Actinopteri; Cypriniformes; Cyprinidae. Gene Ontology annotation, biological process: lamellipodium assembly. Gene Ontology annotation, cellular component: cytoplasm; lamellipodium. Bases 298 to 2643 code for a protein of 781 amino acids. Gene Ontology annotation, molecular function: guanyl-nucleotide exchange factor activity; protein binding. The transcript is spliced from 22 exons.